CGAAACCUGUUCAGCAAUACGCAAUCUUCACAAGCUUAAUUUAUUUUCGUCGAAGGAUUAAAACCACUGCAGGUAAAUACCAAUGGAGUAGGAACAAUAGAGUAAAGAAAAUUAAAUCGGUUAAUAAGAAUAUGAGGACAACAAACAUCAUGGCUUCCUCCAGCAAUGCCCUGUGUGAAGAUCAGCUCCAGUGUCCCAUCUGUCUGGAUGUGUUCACUGAUCCAGUCACUACUCCAUGUGGACACAACUUCUGUAUGAUCUGUCUCAAAGAGUUCUGGGACAGCAGUUCACACAGCCAGUGUCCAGUUUGUAAAACCAGUUUCCCAAAAAGACCUGAGUUAAGUGUGAAUACAUUCAUCUCUGCAGUUGCCGCUCCGUUUAAGAAGUCAGUUCAGGUGAAAUCCAGCACUGCUGCUGAAAAACCCAACCAAUCUCAGGUGCUCUGUGAGGCUUGCUGUGAAAAGAAAUGUGCAGCUAUGAAGUCCUGCCUGAACUGUAUGGCCUCUUACUGCAAGACUCACCUGGAACCUCAUGAGAGAGUUUCUUCAUUAAAGAAGCACAAACUGAUAGACCCUGUGGAGAACCUGGAGGACUAUAUCUGUCAGAAACAUGAGAGACCCCUGGAGCUGUUCUGUAGAGAUGACCAGACGUGUGUGUGUCAAUUCUGUACUCAGGGAAAGCACAAAACUCAUAACACUGUUCCUCUAGAGAAGGAGAGUGGAGACAAGAAGAUUCAGUUGGGAAAGACACAAGCAGAAGUUCAGCAGAUGAUCCAGGAGCGACUGAAGAAGAUUGAGGAAAUCAAACAAUCUGUAAAACUCAAUAAAAAAACCACAGAGAAGGAGAAAUCAGACUUUGUAGAGAUCUUCAGCAAUCUGAUGAGAUGCAUUGAGAGAAGCCAGGCUGAGCUGCUUAAGGUGAUGGAGGAGAAGCAAAAAGCAGCAGAGAGGCAGGCUGAAGAGUUCAUUAAAGAGCUGGAGCAGGAAAUCACUGAGCUAAAGAGGAGAAACACUGAGCUGGAGAAGCUCUCACACACUGAGGAUCACCUCCACCUCCUACAGAUUUACCCGUCACUGUGCAGCCCUCCACACACCCAGGACUGGACUCAUGUCACUAUUAACACUCAUCUGAAUGUGGAGACUCUGAGGAGGUCUUUGUCUCAACUUCAGGAAUCUCUCAGAGAGGAAAUGGUCAAGCUUCAUGAGAUCAAACUGAGGAGAAUUCAACAAUAUGCAGUGGAUGUGACUCUGGAUCCUGAUACAGCAAAUCCUAAACUCAUCCUGUCUGAUGAUGGGAAACAAGUUACAGAUGGCGACAAGAAACAGAAUCUCCCUGAUUAUCCAGAGAGGUUUGAUCGUUGUCCCUGUGUGUUGGGAAAGGAGGGAUUCACCUCAGGGAGAUUUUACUAUGAGUGACUUCAGUCUGGAGAAUCUCAGAGGAAGAGUCCUCAGUGUGGCACAAUUCAGCAUGGAAUGUUCUGACGGUCUAGUUGUAUCAUGGCAUCUGUUUCUGUGGGGAGCAGUGUGUACAGUGUGUCCAGAGAUCAUGGACAAUGCCUUUUUCACACAGAUCUAGAUCAUGAACCUGUCAUGUUUAGAAUUCAUUCAACUUACUUCAAUAUUCUAAGCAGAAUAUUUUAACAUAUACUGUAUGACACAAAACCUAAUUGUUUAGUUCCCUGUGCUUUUCAUGAGAUUUACAAAUAGAUGAAUCAUGCAAUUAUCACAGCAAAAACUUUAGAUUAAAACUCAAGUUUAGAUGAUUUUUACCCCUAUUGUUUUUUUUCUGGAGAAAUUUGUCUUUAACAAUUCUGAUUUUUUUUAAAUUAUCUUUAAUGAUUUUAAACCCACUGCACUCCUCUCUUAACUCCACUAUAUUUUUCGUCCACCUUCUUAUUACAGUUAAUAAACAAACCUGAUGCGUCUGUCACAUGUAAAUUCACCCUCAGACCUCAGCAGAAACAGAUAUGCUGUGAUUUAUACAUUCAGUGCUUACAUUUAAAUCUUACUGUCAGUGACUUUUAGAUGUGAUUUAGAAGUUCUUUUACACUUUAAAGUGUGGAGGUUUUCUGUUUAAAAUGGUAAUAUUAAGUCAAAUGAUUUUUGCUGAUGUUGAAAAUGUUUUAUUUACACUACUUAAACUCAGGAUGCUCGUUAUGUAAAAUGUAGUGACGUACUGACAGAGAUCUUACCUCAAACACUGUAGCGUUUGACCAGCAGAAUGAUGGUCACCAGCAGAUAAGGAAAGGUUGUCACCACACUACAGAUCAGCAUGAGCACUGAGAAUGGAGCUUCUACACCUGAUGGACAUGAAUCAGAAUAAAAUAAUAUUUAUAAUAAUGUUUUAUUCAUGCUGAACAGUUCAGAAUCAAUCUGCAGUAGAAAUAAAUUCAUUUACACUUGUGCACACAUUCCACAAUGUAACAUGGACGUACAUAUUCUAAGCACUAUAGCUUACAUCAUGUUAAGAUACUAAAUCUAACAGUUGAAUGAAUAUUUAAAUGAUUUCUCAGGUCUGACUAAAAGCCAGCUUUUCAUUGAUUCUCCUCUCUCUGGGUCUUUACAGUGAUGGAAACCUUCAUCUGACUGAGAGACAGUUUGGACAUCUUUAUAGAAAUCAGCUCAGAGUUUUGAAGAAUUUGUGAUUAAUAUAAAGAGUGUCGCUAGGGCUAAUCGUGAUUAAAUGAUUUGAAUCUAGAUUCUAGCCCCGAAUGUUUUAUCCCGAAUUUUGCCACCGGAGUGUAGAGGCAUUAAGUAAAUGUUGAUCGGUUUAGUUGAGCACCGUUGCCGUUUACUGUACACGAGUUUGACUGACAUCUCUCUCCGCACACACGCGCGCGCGCCCGCCAAAAUACCGCGAGAGUGCGCGUGCAAUAAUAAAUAGCGAAAUAGCGCGUGCUUGCGGAGAGAGAUAUGCUCUAGAACCGCUCUCGCGAUACUUUAAUCUCAUACGCCUAUCGGUCUGCACCUAUACACACUCACACACCACGUGACUAAAACACACACCUAUACACACACACACACACACCACGUGACUAACAUACUUUACAGCCCUUGUCAGAAAACUCAACAAUCUUUUAUUCUGAAAACCCCUGACAUAAGGACCCUUUUGAAUAUUAUUCCAUGCAAGAUGUACAAAAGCUUUAAAUUAAAUAAGCCUAAAAAUAGAUCUAAAUAAAAUCUAAACUGUUAAAGCACUAAGACAUUACAGUCUGAACAUCAUGACUUUCUAUUAUUCAACUAAUGCAGUAUUUAAGUUGAAAUACAGACAUGACUUAGGGGAACAAUGGACCAGAACAGACUCCAUCAUUCAGCUGUUCUGUCUAUUGAUAAAGAAAUUCUCAGCACUAUAAAUACUAGUAUGGUAACUGACCGUUUUACUCAAGUCCAGUCUUGGAGAUACUCUCUGAUGAUUCCACCCUCAAAGAAAUAGGAUAGAAAAGUCACCAAGAGCAUGAAGUAGACAAGAUACAAGCAGCAAGACAGAUGAGAGAACAAUAAGAGGAGAAGAGAAGAGAGGUUGUAAAAAACAAAACAAAACACAGAAUAAUACAUACAGUAGUGCUGGCAUGAAUGAGGAAUGAAAUAUAAGGUGCAGUAUAAUAUAGAUUAUUGUAAAAUAAUAAUAAUAAUAAUAAUAAUAAUAGUAAUAAUAAUAGAAGAUCUACACGGCACUGCUUCACACACAAGCUGUAAAAGAGAUAAUAUUGCAUACCAUAGCUGUGUGAGAGAAAAUGUUAUUAAUUUAAUGAACCCCGUUUAAGACUCUGAAAUCAUGGGAGGAGUCAGAAAAAAGAUUGAAUGAAAUGUUCUAAAGUUGCAUACUGUUCGUGUUAAUUUGUGUUUAUUAUUAAACAAUAUUUCUUAAAAAUGCUUUUACAAAACAUGUUAUUCUUGCUUUCCCUCUCUCCCUAACUAGCCCCUGAUGUUUCAGGCUCAGACCCUGAUGUUUUCAAAUCCUAGGAACGUCCGUGGUCAGAGGAUGGACAGAGAUUUAAAUUAUGAAGAAAUACAGCACAUUUUAAACUCACUAAAACU
Hemibagrus wyckioides is the source of this 4037-nucleotide messenger RNA. Its product is annotated as E3 ubiquitin-protein ligase TRIM11-like. Lineage: Eukaryota; Metazoa; Chordata; Actinopteri; Siluriformes; Bagridae. Bases 132 to 1415 code for a protein of 427 amino acids. The record is from RefSeq and is a predicted model, not a curated record. Gene Ontology annotation, molecular function: protein binding; zinc ion binding. The transcript is spliced from 8 exons.